Plasmopara halstedii is the source of this 276-nucleotide messenger RNA. RefSeq lists its product as uncharacterized. Bases 1 to 276 code for a protein of 91 amino acids. The record is from RefSeq and is a predicted model, not a curated record. NCBI's taxonomy places the organism in Eukaryota, Oomycota, Peronosporomycetes, Peronosporales, Peronosporaceae. The transcript has 2 exons.
AUGCGUCUGCGUUUCUGCGCCACGCUAUUGAUCGGUUGCGCUCGCUGGCAGCGUAUAAUUGUCUUGCGAAGCGACCGGGAUGGGAAUCUUAAAUUUCACAUUACGUGCGACCAUCGCUCCCGUCAGUGUCGUCUGGUGGAGGACCUCGGUUCACAGGAGCGUGGAAGUUCAACAUUUGUCGGCAUACUUUUCAGCGCGAAGUUUCGAGAAGGGGACCUGCGCAGCAGCCGGGAAAUUCGGAAUGUGUCGACGAUAAGUGUCAAAAGCUUUUUAUAA